Penaeus chinensis is the source of this 4475-nucleotide messenger RNA. RefSeq names its product protein ALP1-like. Lineage: Eukaryota; Metazoa; Arthropoda; Malacostraca; Decapoda; Penaeidae. The transcript is spliced from 2 exons. The record is from RefSeq and is a predicted model, not a curated record. Bases 672 to 2006 code for a protein of 444 amino acids.
AAUCUUAUGGUUACUCACUGAACCAGACACAAAAACAGUGAAUGAACAUUUCUCUCACUAAACUUUCUCAUCCAUCUUUGAUCGAAUUUGUAAUAAUUGGUGCAGUUGGAGUGAUAGGAAGCACAAUAAUAAUGGGAAAAAUACAGAUAUGAUACCAAAAAAAAAGUAAUAAUGAUAACUGAAAAUUAUCAAUGAAAGUGCAGUGACUAAAAUGGUAAACAGUUAUAGAAGCAAAAUUAAUUAUUCCAUUAGAGUUCAUUCAUUUCAACGAAUGAGUUAUUCAAAUAAUCGAAAAGAUCCCUAAAAAUACGACAUAUCAUUAAAAUAUAUAUUUUUUAGUAUUUUCACUCUUACUUAAGAUCUUUCAGCUUUAAAUCUUAGCGAAGAAAAGACGCUCUAAAAGUGUAAUUGGUCCAACAAACAAAUGAAUAUCGAUACUGGACAUCCAUCAUGGGCAAUAGAAACUCGACCUUAUAUCCUUCGAUCAACAAAAUCUAAAUAAAUAGACGCUUGGGGAUGAAGUCCCGAAGAUCCAGACGUCGGGCAGCGCCGCGAGAAGAACCGUCGGCUCAGUUCGGCGGCGGCGCUCAGCUGUUCAAACCAAAACAAACAAAAACAAAAAACAUAACAACCUCUUCUUGUCACUUGGCAAGUGUCAGGUGUCACUCGCCAUGGACCCCGAGCUGAUCUCUCUGACUCUCGCCACGUUAACUUGCGCCCGGGCAUACUUGUAUUUACUGAAACAAAAGAAGAAAAGGAAGAAGCUUAGGGUAACGCCAUGUCCGCAAAGGAAAUAUAAAAUCGAGUCUGAAAUACACCCCGAUGAUGAUCCUGUGAAAAAGAAAAAGAGGAGACUCUGGGUCAAGCCUUGGCUACAGAGAAAAAAUAGGAGUGUCUUCGUUCAAUUAAUUCAGGAAAUGCGACUCGACGAUGAUCCCGUGUUCUACGAUUUCCAUGGGAUGAAUAAGGAGAAUUUCGACAAACUGUUAUCUUUGGUGUCUCCUUUCAUUCAGAAAGAAAACACCAAAUUAAGAGACUCUAUUCCUUCCGCACAACGCCUGUCUGUAACGUUGCGAUACUUGGCUACAGGAGAAGCUCGUCGCUCAUUAGCAUUACAGUACAGGAUAAGCCACUGUUCGAUAACUCGCAUUAUUCCUGAAGUCUGUAAUGCAGUACAUUUGGUUUUAAAGGAUGAUUAUCUUAAGUUACCAAACACCUCAGAUGAAUGGCAACUAGUGGCAGGUGAUUUCAGCAGUAACUGGAACUUUCCAAUGUGCAUAGGAGCCAUAGAUGGAAAACGCUUUCUUGUACAAUCACAAAACACAGGGCCAGAAUAUUGUGAAUAUAAAGGUUAUCAUGGCAUAAUAAUGGUAGCACUAGUUGAUGCUAACUACAAGUUCUUGUAUGUAGCUGCAGAAGCACAAGGGCAAGCAAAUGCUGCAGGUUUCUGGGACCAUUGCAAGUUGAAAGAAUAUUUGGACAAAAAUAUGCUUCAUUUUCCACCAGCUGCUGCAUUACCAUCUGUAAAGGAGGAGGUUCCUUAUGUGAUUCUAGGUGAUGAUGCUUUUCCCUUGGAGGAUUACUUAAUGAAACCUUACCCUGGCCAAAACUUAUCAGUGGAUAAGAAAAUAUUUAACUACAGAUUAUCUUGUGCUCGAAGAGUAUCAGAAAAUGCCUUUCGAAUUCUUUCUGGCAAAUUCCGAGUAUUUCAGCGGCCUAUUCAGGCAACUCCAGCAAAUGCACAGAGCACAAUAUUUGCAGCAGUGGUGCUCCAUAAUUUUUUAAGAAUACAUUCCAGAGUGCCUUUGCAACAAGAAUUGCUGGAAAGGGAAAACAUUGACAGUGGUGUCUCACUUCCUCAUAAAAAGGUUCCAGGUAUUGAAAAGCUUGAAGACAUCUCAAGAAAACUUUCCAGUAAUGCAGAGACAGUACGGGAUAGUUUCAAAACCUAUUUUAAUGGAGAAGGUAAAAUUUCAUGGCAGGAUGAUGUCGCUCUGUUGGAAUGAAAUAAUAUAUACCUUAAUUAUUUAAUAUUACAUGUGUAUGUAUAAUUUAGUGCUUGCAAAUAUAUAUAUAUUUAUCUAUAUAUACUAUAAAGUCUAUAUGAAGGAAAUGUUUUUUGGUUAUGCUGUACUUUAUAUUUUUUUAUGGAAUCCUUUAUUAUGUAGCAUUUUCAUGGUCAAUAAACUUGUGCUUAAAAAUGCUUGUGUUCUAUUUCCCCCAUGCAGUAUGUAACAGAACAGUUAAAAUGAAGGCUGGAACUGAAAGCUCUUGAUUUAUAUGGUAAAAGUACCAUACAUAUGAAAUACCUUUCAUAUUCGUAAUACCACUCCUACUCUUUUACUAUGAGGAAUUGUAACCCUACAUACAUAACUAAAGUAAAUCAGGCUAUAGAUCUUCUAGAAUGAUUAAGAAAUGAGGAAACAUUUCAGUCUACUAAUUGAAUGUCUGGUAGCUGAGCAAUUAUGGGUCACAUAUGUACAUUAAAAUUCACACACAAAAAAAACUGUAGUGGGCAGUACAUGUACUGUAUGCAUCAUAAAUAUAGCAAUGUUAAUAAUAACCACCAUGAAUGGUAAAACACACUUCCAUGUUGAUACUAUGGUUUUUCUACCAAUAACUACCAUAUUAAUUAAUAAGCAUUAGAAAAUAUUUUCUCCAAACACUGCUGAGUUAUUUGCAUAAAAAAAAAACACAAAAAUAGAACAUGAAUAGAAACUACUGGCUACUGCUCAUAAAUUGGCUAGAUAUAGAGGACACAAAAAAGUAUCUGACUGCAGACUAUUGUACAGUAGUUAAUUGUUGGCUAUGGUCUAACAUUUAGUAACUGUGUCCGUGUAAAUCCACAUUCAAGCUUUGAAAAAAAAUGUGCGUUGUAAACCCAAAAAUUAGUAACCAGCUACAGCUGAAAAUCCUAGUCACAGGAAAAUUCACUAAAGAUAAAUCUGCAAUAUGGAUGCUUGAAAGUUGCAUUUAGUGUAGUUUGCUAUUUAAAUGAAUAUUAGUGAAAUGUUUUAUAUGAAAAGUGACUUUUUUUUUUUUCUUUUCUUUUUUGUGAAAGAUUUUAUUGUCCCUAAAUUUUAUUUCAUUGACUAGAAACCAAAUAUUUUGUACUUUGUAUAUGAUCCUAUUGCUAAAGAUGGUUUCAUUAGCCUUGUCUAACUUUGGGACUAGAAUCAAAUCAGGUACUUAGCCAAGUCUAUCUGCACUAUCUGGGGAACAAGAUACUGGGGAUGAGCAGUUAUAGGUGGCUCAGAAACCUGCACUUUCGAGAGAAUGAAUGGACUUCUGAUAGGUCCUGAGACGAUGAAUACAUCAUUGCUUCUUGCACAUAAAUAAAAGGAGGAGCUUGGGUGAUUGGAUUUAAUCAAUCAACAUCAAAUCAUAUCAAAAUAUUCUUUAUUGUACUGAAUGACCUACCUUAAAAAAUGAAGCUCCUGCAACUUAGGAGUAAUAAAAGACAACCAUUUCUUUUCAUCUGUUUAUGUGCAACGUUGGAUCAUGUACACAGAAGCUCUUCCAUGCUUAAUUCAUACAUAUAAACAAUGGCUUUCUACACAUCCAUCUUGUGUCCUGAAAAUUUCAUUUAUACACAAGACUUCAUACAUCAAAGCCCGUAUAAAUAUAUAUAAAUUGCAGAAUAUGCUUCUCGAACAUGAAAAAUACACCCAUACAAUUAUUCAUGACGUAAAAAAAAUGCAAAUUAUUAUUAUGAUAAUAAAGUUUGUGACACAGUGUAAUUAAGCUGAACAUUUAAAUUAAUGAGAUCUGCCAUGUGUUAAUAUUUUAAUAGUUAUUGUUAGUUCCUGAGUGUUACUGUAUGACAAAGAUUCUAGCAAUCAUUCUACAUCCUCAAAUGGCACUAUCUAUUCAUUCUUAUGCAUUAUCAUGAAAACAAGAUAUCUCACUUAAGUAGUUUUCCAAAUUGUUCAUUAGAAGACAUCAAUAACUAUAUAUGGAGGCUAAUCUAUGGCAGACGUGAUACUAUUAAAAAAUCUAUUAGGCUGCAAAAGUAAAGGGGCAUAUAACAAUUUUUUUUACAUAUCAAAAAGUAUCUCCAGCUUUGAUUAAUGACCUAAUGAUAAACUAUCCUUAUAAGUAGCAUCAUGCUAUAAAAAUAAAAUUUGUAUAUAUAUUUUUCAUUAUCUUUAAAAAGGCACAGAAAACAUUUGCAACUUGUUUUGCUAAUCUUUGUCCCCUAUAAAUUUGGAAUGAAUAUGAGCACUUCUAAAAUACUAAUGUUGAUUAAAAAAAAAAAAGAAAAAAAAUUAAAUUUUAAGGGAGAGGCAAAUUAUUUUAAAUCAUAAACUAAUAAUUUUUAUAGUCUUUGUUGGCAUAAAGAUAUCAAACAUUUAGUAUCUCCUAUUUCAAUAUGGAAUUCAGCAAAGUGGUAAACAUUCUGACAUGCAAUACAAAAGAUUGAAAACCAGUUGCAACAGUCAUACACAUUGCAGAGAGUACAUGGCAGUCCCACA